This is a messenger RNA of Mytilus trossulus (common blue mussel), 3189 nucleotides long. RefSeq names its product G-protein coupled receptor 54-like. Gene Ontology annotation, biological process: G protein-coupled receptor signaling pathway. Gene Ontology annotation, molecular function: neuropeptide Y receptor activity. Lineage: Eukaryota; Metazoa; Mollusca; Bivalvia; Mytilida; Mytilidae. Gene Ontology annotation, cellular component: plasma membrane. The coding region runs from base 438 to 1703 and encodes 421 amino acids. The transcript has 6 exons. The record is from RefSeq and is a predicted model, not a curated record.
CGAACGGUCGAUAUGCUUUCACGUACAUUAGCUUAUCAGAGAAAUGAUUGUCACACGAUAAGCUAGAACAGUAGUGGAAACUGGAUGUUAACGAGCUGUCAGGGGCGGUGAUGUGACCUCACUGAUGACAUCGCUGUAGGGGUCGGCCUUGAUGUAACAAAGCUGCUCUGUGUUUGCAAGUUUUACUACUUCUGGAAAUCUUAUCUAAACUCUGAAUGCUACUUUCUGUCAAUUCAAUUUUGAGAAAAAAAAUAAACAGUACAUACAUGCUCUGUCAAGAUAAGUGAUAAUGAAUUCGAUGUCUCGAAACAAACUUAAAAGUAGAUAUUAAAUUCUAAUGUGAUCUUACCGGGAGUUCUAGGAUUGACAGAUUUAUAAUGAGGGAACAAGUAUAUAUUAUGUAACACAUACUAAGAGACUUCAGAAGACUUGGCACCAUGGACAACUACGAAGACUAUGAUUAUUAUAACUAUACGUUCUAUAAUUACACUUAUGAUUAUGAAGAGGCAAUAAGCCACUUACCAUUGAAGGAGUUUAUACCUGUAGUUACAUUCUAUGUUAUAACUGGACUUGUUGGUCUCAUUGGAAACCUGCUGGUUGUUUUCGCCAUCGCUAACUUUCCUCGGAUGAGAAGUAUUACCAACUGGUUCCUUUUAAGUUUGGCUUGUGCUGAUCUGUUACUGGUGCUAGUAUGUGUCCCUGUCAAGGCUGCAGGAUUGUACUCCUACACAUGGAAAAUGGGCGACUUUCUUUGCACCUUUGUGGCCUAUAUACAAAAUGUGUCCAUGAUCUGUUCUGUGAUGACAUUAACAGUGAUGAGUAUUGAGAGGUUUCUUGCGAUAUUGUUCCCGUUAAAAGCCAGAUAUAUUUGUACUAUGAAUCACACAAGGGUAGUCAUUGUGGCCAUUUGGCUUAUGUCUUUUGUGAUGGCAAUACCCAUAAUAUUUGGAAAGUAUAUAUACGUAGUUAAAGGAAUAAAUAGGACAGCAUUAUGGUGUAAAAUCCAGUUUUCACCGCUUUACUUCAAAAUUUAUGAACUAUAUAUGCUGGUGAUUAUGUUUAUCAUACCUGUAAUGGUGAUGGCGAUCUGUUAUACCAUGAUCUCUAUAGAAAUAUGGCAUAUAGUCUCAAACAGAGCUAUGAUGCGUUCUGGCAGCGAAUGUCAAUAUACAUGUUCUGAACGCAUAAAGUCUCCAUCUUCAAAUGGAGAUAGUAACGGGAAAAUAAAGGUUUCGACCAAAAAACCACCUGCAGCCAACGAUGAUGAUGCAAGAACUAGAAAACAGGUCAUCAUGAUGUUGAGUGUGGUAGUGUUUCUCUUUGCUGUUUGCUGGGGUCCAAUUCUGAUUAAUAAUGUACUUGUAGCUUUUGGUAUCCUCAGUGACAUUCAUGACAAGGCAUACUUGAAGCACAUGAGGACUGCGUUCUCAUUAAUGUCGUAUGCAAACAGUUGUAUAAACCCUAUUGUUUAUGGGUUCAUGUCGAAAAACUUCAGAGACACAUUCAAACAUGCAAUAAAUAACUGUCUAAAAAGAGGAUCCUCUAUGGCAAGACUUCCAUAUGUUACAGAUAUCACCAGAGGGUCCAUACUAAAGUCCAGUAACAGCGCCGGAAGUGACGAAAAAGAAACAGGGUUCGUCCGCGUUGACAAUAACAAAGGAAAUCAUACUGCAGUUGAGAUGAAACCUAUUCGAUAUGAAUAGACAUGACAAAAGAUUUACAUAUCUCUCGUUGGUAGUUAGGUUGUCAUUAGGCUCUGAAAUGUAUAAACUCUGUAUACAUGUUUAGCGUAAAUUGUGAUGCUAUGUGUCAAUUCAAAAGAUAUUAAAUUGUUUAGUUUUUAUAAGUUUCAAACCAGUUAUUUUUUUGUUUUUCUCACAAUUCCGACUCGUCAUGUUAGUGUUAAGUUUCAUAUAUUUGGAGAAUUUUUCGUGAUUUUUAAGUAUUCAAAUUUGUCGGCAUUUGUGGAUAGAUAUAAAUGAAUAUAGCGUUUACCAGGACAUCAUCUGUUCAGAUGUUUUUGGUGAUGGUUUAUAAAGGCACGCAUGUGAUUUGAAUAUAACCACAAUGAUGCAACCAUUAAAACAUUUUAAAGUAACUAUGUCGAAAUGGACCAACCCAGUAUGUAUUAAAACAAUAUGACUUUUUGUAUGACUGAAGAUGAAACUUAUGAAUGAAACUCUCAGGUUUUUCCAAAGCAAAGGAAGGAUAAUUCCAGAAUGUUUUUUUUUGAAAAGAAGACCAAGGAAAGUGUUACACAUAUAUUAAUAGUUUAAUUUUGAAUUCCGAUUGGUUGAAAGUUUUUUGUCAAUCAGCCCAAUGACGUAAUUUUGUCACGUGACCACGACGUCUUCAACUGGUUUUGUUUUCGUUAUUUACUCCUUAAAAAUAUAAUUUAAAAUUAAGAUAUAAGGAAAGACUGUAAUACUAUGUGUCUGUUCGGAAGAACCUAAAAAAUUUGGUGCAAACUUCUAAAUUAUCAGCUAUGCAGUUUAUAUAUUGUGCAACUAGUUUUUGAUGUUUUAUCGUCAGAGAUGAAAAUUACAGAAGUCAUUUCUUAAGGGGGGAAUAUAAUCGAAAUUUGCAUAAUACUUCCAGUUCUUAUCUGUGCCCUUUCUUUACUUUCGUACGCGUUUUAAAUAUUUCAAAAUCACAGUUUGGAGUCUCUGCAUGGCCAAAAUCAAAAUAAGGGAGUUGUAAUAUGGUCACAGGCGAUGUAUCACUCUCUUAUUUCGUAGUAGUGUAACACUUAGAGGUAAUAUGUGAUGUAACAGGAGACAGAUUUUUAAAAGCAAGUUGCUUUAUUUUGAAUCCUUAAUAUUUAUUUCAUUUGUAUAACAUCGCAUAAUGUUGAUUUAUCCGAAUAUAACUACAACGGCGAAAUACCUGACGACAUUGUAUCAAUGAAUUUAUCAACAAUUAGAAACAGUUUUACGUUCGUAAUAUUAACAUUUCUAAGAAUUUCAAUACUGAUAUUGUUAAAUUCAAACUUGACGAAUUACUACUAGAGGUAAGAAUAAUUUAUAUAAGAAGAUCUAUGGGCAAUAUUGAUUGACCACUGGAUAUUAAAAGUAAGCUGCUUAGACAAAAAGAAACAUUUGAACGUAUACCUAUGCAUUUAAUGUUAAUUUUUUUUUUUAAAUCGGAAUAUUUUAGAGGUAAUGAAAAUAAAACAAUGCCAUCCUUUAA